Molecule: messenger RNA, 1756 nt
Organism: Panicum hallii
Lineage: Eukaryota; Viridiplantae; Streptophyta; Magnoliopsida; Poales; Poaceae
Product: probable protein phosphatase 2C 12
Exons: 3
Coding region: 232-1389 (385 amino acids)
Biological process (GO): protein dephosphorylation
Molecular function (GO): protein serine/threonine phosphatase activity
Source: RefSeq, a predicted model, not a curated record
CGUCUUCACACACCACCCGUCCGGAUCCGGGCACCCGUCCAGUGUUUGUUCGCUGCGCCUGCGCAGUUUGCUAAGAAAAUCUCCACCCCCCCCCUUUUAAAGACGCGGCUCAUCUGGGUGAGCUCCGCUGCCGACCGGCCCCCUUCUUCCCCUGCCUGCAAUCCCAGAGCCAUCUGCAUCUCUCUUCCCAAGCAGCAGCCGCGGCAGCAACAGCGGUGUCGAGGAGAAGAGAUGGGGAUCUGCGCGUCGUCGAAGCGGGUGGAGCAGGAGCGCGAGUGCGACGAGAACGUGGUGUACGUGAUGGACGAGCAGUGCGGCGGCGGGGGAGGAGCAGGAGAGGGCGGGGAGGACGGCCGUGGCGCGCCGCCGGCGGCGUGCCGGAAGGUGGCCUCCCUCUACUCGCAGAAGGGCAAGAAGGGGCCCAACCAGGACGCCGUCAUCCUCUGCCAGGGCUUCGGCAUGGAGGACGGCGUGUUCUGCGGCGUCUUCGACGGGCACGGCCGGUGCGGGCAGUUCGUCAGCAAGCUGGUGCGGGACUACCUCCCCUUCAUGAUCCUCAGCCACCGGAACGCGCUCUUCCUGGGCGACGACGACGACGGCCCGGCCUUCAGCGACGCGUCGCCGUCCUCGUCCACGGACGGCAGCGGGGGCGGCUCGUCGCCGGCGCCCGCGCAGCUGCUGGAGGAGUGGCGCGAGGCCUGCGCCAACGCGUUCGAGGCCAUGGACAAGGAGCUCAAGCUCCAGGCCGACCUGGACUGCAGCUUCAGCGGCACCACCGCCGUGUGCGCCAUCAAGCAGGGGAGGGACCUCAUCGUCGCCAACCUCGGCGACUCCAGGGCGGUGCUCGCCACCAUGUCGGACACGGGAUACCUCAGGGCCGUGCAGCUCACCACCGACCAGAAGCCCAACCUGCCUCAGGAGGCGGAGCGGAUCAAGCGCUGCAACGGGCGCGUGUUCGCGCUCAAGGACGAGCCGUCGGUGCUCCGCGUGUGGCUCCCCGGCGAGGACUGCCCGGGCCUCGCCAUGGCGCGGUCGCUGGGGGACUUCCGGCUGAAGCGGCACGGCGUGGUGUCGGAGCCGCAGGUGGCGCACCGCCGCGUCGAGCGCGGGGACCUGUUCAUCAUCCUGGCCACGGACGGCGUGUGGGACGUGCUGAGCAACGAGGAGGUGGUGUCCAUCGUGUGCGCCACGCCGCGGAAGCAGCACGCGUCCAAGGCCGUGGCCGAGGCCGCGGCGCAGCGGUGGCGGACCAGGUACCCGUCGUCCCGCGUCGACGACUGCUCCGCCGUAUGCCUCUUCCUGCGGGACCAGGACUGGGGUAGCAGCGUCGCCGCCGCCAAGGCGAAGGCGGCCGCCGCCGCCGCGAGGGCGCCGCACGGGCACUGCUAAGCCGGGGCGUCGAGCGAACGAGGCUCCGUCCGGCGAGAAGCUGCCGGUCCAGCUCACCGUGCCCGCGCCGGCGCUCUUGCUCUACCGUUCGGGAGGUGCCAGUGCCGCGAUGGCAAGUGCUCUGCCGCGAGUGUAACUAAGUGCUGUAACAUAGUGGUAAUUAAGCUCUUGAUGUUUUUUUUUUUGCAAAAAUGCAAAGGAGAUGAGGAGGGCAACGGGCGGGUAAUUCUCAGUUUUGACUCUUGAUCGGUGAUCAGCUGACCACGGUGACGGGGGAAAGAAAGGAGUGGGUGGCGGAAACGCCGUUUGUACUUGUAGCAUAUGUAAUGUUAUCAAUUGGAGUGCUUUUUUGAUGCCGUCGGAGAAA